Sinocyclocheilus rhinocerous is the source of this 941-nucleotide messenger RNA. RefSeq names its product signal-induced proliferation-associated 1-like protein 2. The annotation marks the transcript as partial. Gene Ontology annotation, molecular function: GTPase activator activity. The record is from RefSeq and is a predicted model, not a curated record. The transcript has a single exon. NCBI's taxonomy places the organism in Eukaryota, Metazoa, Chordata, Actinopteri, Cypriniformes, Cyprinidae. Gene Ontology annotation, cellular component: cytoplasm.
AUUCGCCAACGGAGUAACAGUGACGUGACCAUCAGCGACAUCGAUGCGGAGGACAUAAUGGACCAGAACGCCGUCAACCCCAACACCGGCGCCUCGUUGCAUCGGGAGUACGGCAGCACAUCUUCGAUUGACCGGCAGGGUCUUGGGAACGAUGGGUUCUUUACUAUGUUGCGAGGAUAUCGGAUUGACAAAUUGGACCAUCGCAGCGCCCCACCUGCCGGCUUCCCAGAGCUCCUUCGCUACGACACAACCCUCUCCCCAAGCUUGCAGACCGCCGCCCAGAUAGCCCGUGGCGAGAUCGUCCGCAUCUCCGGCUACGACUACGUGGACAGCUCCCUCCUCUACAGCCGAGAAAGGGAGAAGUCCUUCAUGUGCCGUCUCAAGUCGGAAUCAUCCGAGACGUCGCUUUUCAGGAAGUUGAGGACUAUUAAGAGCGAGAACGACGGUCUGCGGCUCUCCACCGAGCAAGACGACCGUCGGCCGCUCAGCUUCCAGAAGUGCUUUGCUCACUAUGACGUCCAGAGCGUCCUCUUCAACAUCAGCGAAGCGGUGGCCAAUCGCGUAAGCCUCAGCCAGAGGAAGAACACCACCACCGGAGCUUCUGCCGCCUCCCAAUACCAAGUCCCAGGAGGUGGACAAGUGGGUGGGAAUACAACUGGACCUGUAUCGAUGUUCGAAUUUCCGCUAGGAAGUCGGGAAGACCUCAAUCCCAAGGAGAACCUGGAUGCGGAUGAGGGGGAUGGGAAGAGCAAUGGAUUGGUGCUAAAUUGCCCGCAUUUUCGCAAUGAGAUUGGUGGAGAAGGGGAGAGGAAGAUAUCUCUAUCCAGGGCCAACAACGCCACCUACAGCGCUGGAGUAGAAAACUGCUCGUUCGAGUCCUCCUUGAGCUCCCACUGUACCAACGCUGGCGUGUCUGUACUGGAGGUGCCACGAGAAAGCCA